This is a messenger RNA of Panicum hallii, 487 nucleotides long. Its product is annotated as wound-induced basic protein-like. The transcript is spliced from 2 exons. The record is from RefSeq and is a predicted model, not a curated record. Bases 147 to 287 code for a protein of 46 amino acids. Lineage: Eukaryota; Viridiplantae; Streptophyta; Magnoliopsida; Poales; Poaceae.
GCCACCACAGCCCAGCCCACCACCGCGCUGCGCUCCCUCCAGCCCACACACACCUUCAUCGCACCAGCGCUCGCCGGAGAGGAGAAAGGGAGGCCGGAGGACGAACCCCUAGCUUGCGGCAGCGGCGGCGGCGGGAGAAGGAGAAGAUGAUGUACGACGUGAACUCGCCCCUCUUCCGCUCCUUCCUCAGCCAGAAGGGCGGCGCCGACAAGAGGAAAAUGGAGGAGCAUAAACCAAAGGAGCAGAGGCCCAAGGCCAGCGAGAACAAGCCUGUGAUGAACGAGUGAACAUCGGCAUUCAUUGGCCCUGUGGCGAACCUCAAUGUUUAGCUUAAAACCAACUCUUCCUAUAGUUAUAGCCAUGUCCUAGUUUCCCCUUAUAGUCUUAAUCGCUCUGGCUGAACAUGGUGACAGUGCAACGGACAUGAAUCUUGAACUACCUAUGGGACUACUAUCAAUUUGAGACACCCAUGAUUGACAACUUUUCA